AUGAAUAUGUCAUUUGGAAACGAUGCCUAUCAGAUUAAGAUGACCCACGUGACAGCAGAUUGCACUACUCCAGGUUCUGUUGAUCAUUCUGACCAGCCUCAGUGCCACAUGAAUACGUCAUUUGCAAACGAUGCCCCUCAGAAACAGAUGACCCACGUGACAGCAGAUUGCACUACUCCAGGUUCUGUUGAUCAUUCUGACCAGCCUCAGUGCCACAUGAAUACGUCAUUUGCAAACGAUGCCCCUCAGAAACAGAUGACCCACGUGACAGCAGAUUGCACUACUCCAGGUUCUGUUGAUCAUUCUGACCAGCCUCAGUGCCACAUGAAUACGUCAUUUGCAAACGAUGCCCCUCAGAAACAGAUGACACUUAUACCACAGAUUUUUUGA
Molecule: messenger RNA, 390 nt
Organism: Knipowitschia caucasica
Lineage: Eukaryota; Metazoa; Chordata; Actinopteri; Gobiiformes; Gobiidae
Source: the annotation of a GenBank genome assembly